AUGGCAUCUCAAGGUCAAGGUCUGGACAACAGUCUGGAGGAAAAGAGUAGCAUAGAUUUUCGCCAGAAGCUUCUGAAGAUUGAUAACAGCCUGGGGUUCAAAGAUGUGGAGGCGCUAAAGUUUCUCUGCCGAGACUUACUCUCGCACAAGAAGCUGGAGAAGUGCAGCUCAGCCUUGGAGAUUUUUGAGCUGCUUUUGGAAGAGGAUCAGCUGAAUGAGGAGAACCCCUACCUCCUGGUGGAACUCCUCGAUACCAUCAGGCAGAAGUCAUUGCUGCGGCAUCUUGGGUACUCCAAACAGCAAGUGCAUAGCAUGCUGUCUGGCCAGAGGAGGGUCUCUAAAUUCAGGAAACUGCUCUAUGAGCUGUCAGAAGACAUGGACUCCGAAAGCUUAAAGAGCAUGAUCUUUCUCCGGCCGAAUGUGUUUCCAAAAACUGAGAUGACCUCCCUAAGUUUCCUGGCACACCUAGAGAAACAAGAUCUAAUAAAUGAGGAUGAGCUGGUGACACUGAAGGAGCUCUGCAAAAAUGUUGCACCUAGGCUUAUAAAAAAGAUAGAGAAAUACAAUACAGAAAAAAUCUCUCAGACAAUGACACUUCCUAAAGACAGGGAAACUGAGACCCCGGGAGAGGAAGAGUUAUCAUCUCUUUUAGGCAAUAUGCAAAAUUUCCUGCAUUUCCCAUUUCUUCCACAGAAGAAGCCCUGUGAAAAUAAGCACCGAAGGAGUAAUGGUGACAGGACCCUAUAUGGUACACAAAGCCUGAUUUCCGAGGAGAUGCGAGUAACGGCUGACAUCAUGAAUGCUGAAACCAGCAGAAAGGAGGCAAAUGCAUACAGAAUGGAUCGGAAACACAGAGGCCAUUGUGUCAUUGUCAGCAACCACAACUUUACCUCACUGUCAGCCAGACCAGGGACUGAUAAAGAUGCCGAGAGUCUGAAGCACGUGUUUCAGUGGCUUGGGUUUGAAGUACAGGUAUACUAUGAUAAGACUAAAGUAGACAUGGAGGAGAUGCUGCAGGAAUAUAAGAGGCAUCCAGGCCAUGCUGAUGGGGACUGCUUCGUGUGCUGUAUUUUGACCCAUGGGAAGUCUGGAGCUGUCUACUCCUCAGACGAUGAACUCAUUCUCAUUCGGGAGAUCACGUCUCAUUUCACAGCCCAACACUGCCCUCUUCUAGCUCACAAACCCAAACUCUUUUUCAUCCAGGCCUGUCAAGGUAAAGAGAUACAGCCUUCUGCAUUUAUUCAACCAGAUGCUUUGAAUCCUGAUCUCAGGGAGAUGAACGUGCAGGACAGCAUCCCCGUUGAGGCAGAUUUCUUGCUUGGUUUGGCCACCGUCCAAGGCUGUGUGUCCUUUCGGCAUGUGGAAAAAGGCAGCUGGUAUAUUCAGUCUCUGUGCAACCAUCUGAAGGAGUUGGUUCCAAGGCAUGAAGACAUUUUAUCUAUUCUUACAGCUGUCAAUGAUGAUGUAAGCCGGAAAGCAGCCAAGCAUGGAACACAGAAACAGAUGCCUCAACCUGCAUUCACAUUACGCAAAAAACUAGUCUUCCCUGUGCCACAGGGAGCACUUUCCUUUUAG
Molecule: messenger RNA, 1575 nt
Organism: Chrysochloris asiatica (Cape golden mole)
Lineage: Eukaryota; Metazoa; Chordata; Mammalia; Afrosoricida; Chrysochloridae
Gene: CASP10
Product: caspase 10, apoptosis-related cysteine peptidase
Exons: 9
Coding region: 1-1575 (524 amino acids)
Biological process (GO): negative regulation of extrinsic apoptotic signaling pathway via death domain receptors; proteolysis
Molecular function (GO): protein binding; cysteine-type endopeptidase activity
Source: RefSeq, a predicted model, not a curated record